AUGACCCUCGUGUAUUUCCGAAGCUUCAAUAACCUAGGAAAAAACUUCAUUGCUUAUUAUUAUUCUGCACCCAAAGCCAUCCCGAUAGCAACACCCACAACAGUAACAGCAAGAGCAGGGGAUUGGCCGGAGCUACGUCUGGUGGGUGGCUCUGGCCGGUGCUCAGGACGCGUAGAACUUCUCCACCAGGGCUCCUGGGGCACCGUGUGUGAUGACCUGUGGGACCUGAACGAAGCUGAGGUUGUGUGCCGGCAGCUUGGGUGUGGUCGAGCCGUGUCUGCCCUUGGAAAGGCCCACUUUGGCCCCGGCUCAGGAGACAUCUUCCUGGACAACCUCCAGUGCGCUGGUGUGGAGCGCUACCUGGGCCAGUGCGCCCACUCGGGCUGGUCAGAGCACAACUGUGGCCACCACGAGGAUGCCAGUGUCAUCUGCUCAGAUGCUGAAGAAUCACUCGCUAACAGUACAGAAGACCGGCCGGAGCUGCGGCUGGUGGACGGCUCAAGCCGGUGCUCGGGGCGCGUGGAGAUUCUCCACCAGGGUGCCUGGGGCACCGUGUGCGACGACCUGUGGGACCUCAACGAAGCCGAGGUUGUGUGCCGGCAGCUGGGGUGUGGGCAGGCUGUUUCUGGCCCUGGCGAGGCCCACUUUGGCCCAGGCUCAGGAGACAUCUUCUUGGACAAUCUCCAGUGCUCUGGGGUAGAGCACAACCUGGGCCAGUGUGCCCACUUGGGCUGGUCAGAGCACAACUGUGGCCACCAUGAGGAUGCCAGUGUCAUCUGCUCAGAUACCGAAGACCUACCUCCACCCACACCACCAGGUUCUUCUACAGCUUCUCAGGAUCACAUCAAAGGAGGAAGUAACUCUUGUGGAGGGGUCACUUCUAGUCUCUCUGGCUCAUUUUCUAGUCCACAGUAUCCAGAAAACUACCCAACAGACAUCCAGUGUGUUUGGGAGAUCCACGUGGAUACAAAAUUUCGCAUAGAACUCAUAAUUCUAAGUUUGAAGCUGGAAGAUAUCCCUGGAUGUCCCUAUGACUCCGUUGAAAUCUUCAAUGGUCCCAGGAUUGCCUCACUCUCCAUGGGGAAGUUCUGUGCCCCUGAAACUGUGAUCUUCUUCUCCUCCUCACACAUCAUGACAGUGGUGUUCCAAAGUGAUUCCAUGAAAACCAACACUGGCUUUUAUGCUCUUUUCAAUGCCUUUCCGCAGGGUGCAAGGCAGUCAGAAGAUGGACCAGAGUUGUGGCUGGUGGGUGGCUCUGGCCAGUGCUCAGGACAUGUGGGGGUCCUACACAAGGGCUCCUGGGGCGCUGUCUGUGGUGACCUGUGGGAUCUGAAUGAAGCUGAGGUUGUAUGCCAGCAGCUCGGGUGUGAUUGGGCCAUUGCUGCUCCUGGAAAGGCCCACUUUGGCCCAGGCUCUGGAGACAUCCUUCUAGACAACAUUCAGUGUUCAGGAAGUGAGAACCACCUUGGCCAGUGCCCCAGCUCUGGCUGGUCAGACGACAACUGCGGCCAUCAUGAGGAUGCCAGUGUCGUCUGCUCAGGUAGCCUCUCCUUCUAUGAUAGCUUCUUUCUGAUCUUUCACCCAAAGACAUCCUAG
Cercocebus atys (sooty mangabey) is the source of this 1596-nucleotide messenger RNA. RefSeq names its product putative DMBT1-like protein. Gene Ontology annotation, cellular component: membrane. The record is from RefSeq and is a predicted model, not a curated record. Lineage: Eukaryota; Metazoa; Chordata; Mammalia; Primates; Cercopithecidae. The transcript is spliced from 10 exons. The coding region runs from base 1 to 1596 and encodes 531 amino acids.